Molecule: messenger RNA, 2931 nt
Organism: Chanos chanos (milkfish)
Lineage: Eukaryota; Metazoa; Chordata; Actinopteri; Gonorynchiformes; Chanidae
Gene: lin54
Product: lin-54 DREAM MuvB core complex component
Exons: 14
Coding region: 73-2487 (804 amino acids)
Biological process (GO): regulation of DNA-templated transcription
Cellular component (GO): nucleus
Source: RefSeq, a predicted model, not a curated record
GAAGGCGAUUUCGGCAAACCAUCAAACAUUUUGGCAGUCGUCUGCGUCAGUGACUAGAAAGUGUUUGAAAGGAUGGAUGUGGUUCCGCCCGAGUUGAACAGCAUCCUCCCCGAUGAGAUCAUGGACACGGAGGCCAUUGUAAUGGAGGAGGACAUUCCCACUGAGGAUCCUGCUUCGCUUGUCCCAAAGGAGCCUGAACUGACACAGGUGCCCAUGGAAACAGACGUCUCAGAGAUCGUCAGCCUGUGUCCCACUGUUGCACCCUCACAGAGGACCACGGCCCUGACCACCUCCACCACCACAGACUCCACUCUCUGUAGUAUUAGCUCAGGCACCCAACUGCUUCUCACCUCCUCUGGCCUCAAGCCUGCCUCAGCCCCCUCCACCACCAAACCCACCAGCCCUGUAGUGGGGCAGGCUCUGCCUAAGCUCUCCACCCCUUUCACCCUGUCAGCCAACCACCAGAUCAUCCUCAACAAAGUGACCACCUCUCCAGCCACGGAUUCCAAAACGUCAGGCAACCCAGUGCUCAAGCAAGAAGGGCAGAAACUUGUGGUGGCCAGCCUUAGUAAAACAGGGCAGCCCAUUGUUUUGGCACUGCCUCGCACUGGCACGAAGCCUGGCACAACGCAAGGUGGGGGAGAUGCCAAAACUCAGCCUCAGCAGUUUAAAGUGGUGACCAUUGGGGGGAGGACUGACUCAAAGCCUGUAGUGGGCGUCCAGACGGCCAGCACAGCCAGUCAGCUCCUGGGUUCUUCUCAGCACACUACUCUACAGGCCCAGCAGCUCAAAACUGUGCAGAUCCCAAAGAAAACACCAGUGUCUGCCGCUGGCCCACUGAUAACUCAGUUUAUUAUCACAAAGGCCCUAAACAACAAAGGGCUGUCAAGUCAGACGUCAGUGUCUCCUGUGGUGCCAGGAAGGGUUCUGACCCAGAGUACACCAGGCACGCCCCCACGGACCAUCACCAUUGGAGAGACACUCACCUCCACCCCUCAGACCAGCAGCAGCAAAGUGGCCAUCUCACCCCUCAAGUCUCCCAGCAAGCUGACAGUGGUGUCAGUGGCCUCUCCAUCUCCUGGCUCUCCUCAGAAGUCUGUCACUCUGCCUCUCAAUGUGGCUCUGGGUCCACAGAUUCUCACAGUUCAGCAGCCCGCCACCACCUCACCAGCUAAAGCAGGAACCAGUCAGUCAACCACACAGACAGUUAAACCAGUGCAGACAAUGACUGUGGGUGGAGUGGGCACCCCUCAGUUCAAGACCAUUUUCCCUUUGGCCACGCCACCCAACGUACAGCAGAUACAAGUGCCAGGGAGCCGCUUCCAUUAUGUGCGUCUUGUGACCGCCACAACUGGCAGCAACACGGCGCAGACCGGCAGCCCCAGCACCAACACUGCUUCCAUCCAGACGGCCAAACCAGUGGUGGUGAACCCAGGCGCAGUGAGGAUGUCUGUUCCCAUUGUCCCAGCACAGACCAUAAAGCAGGUGGUGCCAAAACCUCUGACCUCCACGGCUCAGGUGGUGACCAGUCAGACCCAGCAGCGCCUCAUCAUGCCCGCAACCCCCCUGCCUCAGAUUCAACCCAACCUCACCAACCUGCCCCCUGGCACUGUGCUGGCACCCGCACCUGGCACAGGGAACGUGGGCUAUGCUGUUCUGCCCGCCCAGUAUGUGACACAGCUCCCACAGUCAGCGUUUGUGACUUUGGCCAGUAGUUCCAGUUUUUCAACACCCACUACUGUACAGACACAAGCUAAACUUCCACUCAAUGGUUUAUCAGCAUCAGAUACAACUUCAAGACCAAGGAAGCCUUGCAACUGCACAAAGUCACAGUGCUUGAAACUGUACUGUGACUGUUUUGCCAAUGGGGAGUUUUGUAACAACUGUAACUGCAUAAACUGCUUCAAUAACCUCGACCAUGAGAGUGAACGACUUAAAGCCAUUAAGGCAUGCUUGGACAGAAACCCUGUGGCUUUCAAGCCGAAGAUUGGGAAGGGUAAAGAGGGCGAGUCAGACAGGAGACACAGCAAAGGCUGCAACUGCAAAAAGUCUGGUUGUCUGAAGAACUACUGCGAGUGCUAUGAGGCCAAGAUCAUGUGUUCUUCAAUCUGUAAGUGUGUGGGUUGUAAGAACUUUGAGGAGAGUCCGGAGAGGAAGACUCUCAUGCACUUGGCAGAUGCCGCCGAGGUGCGGGUCCAACAGCAGACAGCGGCCAAGACUAAACUCUCCUCUCAGAUCUCCGACCUUCUCACCAGAACAACGCCGGCCUUCACCAGCGGAGGGGGAAAGCUGCCGUACACGUUCGUGACUAAAGAGGUGGCGGAGGUCACGUGUGACUGUUUGCUGGAGCAGGCUGAGCAGGCGGAACUGACCAACCAGCCCUACGCCACGGCGGAGAGACUCAUCCUGGAGGAGUUUGGACGCUGUCUGAUGAGAAUCAUCAGCUCCGCCGGCAAAGCCAAGACAGACUGCUCCAUUAACUGCUAGACCUCAGUCAUCUCCGCUAGGCCCAGCCUAGUCCAGCAUUACCCACCUCACACCAGACCGAGCGCUCCGUAGACAGAAGACGAGUAUGAAACGGACAUGAAAAGACACAGAAACCUCUUACUCAGCCUCCCAGGACGAGGAGAUUUCUCCGGUGCGCCUCCUGAGAAGUGGCACUCGGAGAGACUGGGGAGAAGACUGCAGUAGGCGUCUGCUACCGGCAGUCCAGAUAUAUAUUUUUCUUUUACCUGCUUCAUUUCAGGAUGGAGCAGAAUGCAGGAUACAUGGGACACAGAGCAGGUGUCUGUUGGAUCCUGAGGUCCAUGGAAGAAGUGACUGGCCAGGGAAGAGGGUGUCCUGAGAGAAAAAAAAAAAAAACUGCUCAAAGGUGGGCUCAGGUGUAGCUAUGGACCACCUAGCUUCAUAGCAACCUCUUGAAUUGGGAUU